CUUAUACUCUAAGCACCCUGAAAAAUCAUGCUAGGGCUUAUUUCCCAGUUAGGUCUUAUUUUCGGGAAAACACGGUAGUUCUGUCUUAUUAAUUGGGGGGAAGAGAGGAAGAGCUUUCAAGUUUCUCCUGCCCUAUGCAUAGGAAUAAAGGGUAAGAAAAACAGCUCCUCACUGUUCAAUCUCAACGAAACCUCUACAAGAUAAUUUUCUAACUAAUAUUGACCACACUCUUAAGUGUCCUGUGUUAUGCUAUUAUGCUAUUCGACUCUUCUGUGCCUUACAAAAUACCCCUUUGUUGUAGAGAUAGUGGGCCAUAGAGUAGUGAAAUGUCUCAGAAAUUUGGUGGGUGAGCUGCAAAUUUGACUGUUGAGUGCUUAGUAUAUGGUUGGCACCAUGCAGAUAAAGCGCUUUGUAAACAUCCUCACGCUCCCCAAAGCCUUAUGAGAUUUUUCAUUUACAUAUCUAUUAUCUCCGUUUUUUAAAAAAAGAUGAGAGAAGUGAAGACGAGAGGCUACUUGCUGAAUAUCACAGAUAAAUGGCAGAGCAAAUCCAGGUCUAAAUCUUAAGCCCACACUCUUAGCCAUUUCAUCCUUACGAGAGUGUAUUUUAAUAUAUAAAAGUUAUGUACUUUCUGCCUAACAGUAUGUGGUCUUUUUUCUGCUGUUCUAUUGUAUCCAGUGUUAGGCCACCAUUUUUAAAGCAUGCUAUUGACCACCAAUGUGGCUAAGUCUUCACAUCUUAUCACCUCUGCUAAACAAGUCAAGUCUGGUGGCUGGGACUUCACAGUGAUACUGAACCCAAGAAAUGUGGCAAAGCCCCCGUGAGGAAAGCAUAAAGCCUGCAGCUCGUGACCGUAACCAGGACCUCCCCAUCUAUCCUGCACCCCCAAACUGCUUCUGUGAAUGGAAGGAGAGCAACUGAUGAAGAAUGGACAGAAUAUGCAUGAGUCCAAGGCAAAGGCUGUGCUACGAAACGAGGAGCUUUUGACGGAAGCAGGGAACGAACGAGCCGAGUUAUACCCGCGGGGCCGAAGCCCUCCUUCACAUAAGCUCCACUAUCGUGCUGAGUUCAGAAAGCAGUUUUCUGGGAGACGGGGGCAUUUGGCGGCAGCUACUGGAGGGGAAAGACAUUACCAAGGGACGUGGGGAAGGGCUUGCGGUUUCCGCCCCACGGGCAAUUCCCGGGAAAUCCUGACCUGUUCCCUACCUUCACGAGGUAUUGGACCACGCCAGCCCCCACCAACAAAAUAGCGGGGCUUUCAGCGAGUGGGCGGAAGGACAGCCCCUCGUCCAACCAAAAAGCGGAGCUGCCCGGGUUUCCGGCCUCCUCCCGCCUUUUCCGCUUCCGGCCGUGUCGCGCCCCGCCCCUCCUGGCGGUCCUGCAAUUCAGAACGGCCGGAACCCGGGGAAUUAUGGCUGCUGCUGCAGGGUCUGUGAAGGCGGCGUUACAGGUCGCGGAGGUGCUGGAAACCAUCGUGAGCUGCUGUGUGGGGCCCGAGGGUCGCCAAGUUCUGUGUACGAAGCCCACCGGUGAGGUGCUGCUCAGCCGGGAUGGAGGCCGCCUCCUGGAGGCGCUACACUUAGAGCAUCCCUUAGCCAGGAUGAUGGUGGCAUGUGUUUCCAGUCAUCUAAGAAAAACAGGAGAUGGUGCUAAGACAUUUAUUAUCUAUCUUUGUCAUUUGCUCAGAGGACUUACUGCUGUCACAGACAAAGAAGAUUCUUUCAUGUCCAAAAAUAUUCAAACCCAUGGAAGACAUUGGAAAAAUUGUUGUCAGUGGAAAUUUAUUUCCCAAGCUCUUCUAACGUUUCAGACACAAAUAUUAGACUAUGUUAUGGACCAACACUUAAGUAGACACUUUUUGUCUGUCUUUUCUUCAUCCACUAAAGAGAGAACAUUGUGUAGGCGCUCUUUUGAGAUGCUCUUAGGGGCAUACUUUUGUGGAAGAGUGGGAAGAAAUAAUCACAACUUUAUUUCACAAUUGAUGUGUGACUACUUUUUCAAGUGUAUGCCUUGUGAAAGUGGGUUUGAAGAAGUACUUGAAUUAGUGGAUGGCUGUUUUGUAGAAUUGAAUGUUGGUGUCACCGGCCUUCCUGUUUCAGAUUCCAAGAUCGUUGCCGGACUUGUGCUUCACAGAGACUUUUCUGUGUACUGUCCAGCAGAUGGUGACAUAAGAAUAGUGCUAGUAACAGAAACUUUUCAGCCUCCCUUUUCAACUUCUGGGAUGGAGUUUAUUCUAAAUUCAGAGGCACAGUUUCAGACAUCUCAAUUUUGGAUUAUGGAAAGGACAAAAGCAAUAAUGAAACAUUUACAGAGUCAGAAUGUAAAAUUGCUCCUAUCUAGUGUGAAGCAGCCAGACUUAGUUGUUUAUUAUGCAGGACUGAAUAGCAUAUCAGUGGUAGAGUGUUUAGCAUCUGAUGAAAUUUCUCUUAUUCAGAGGAUCACUGGUCUUUCUCCCUUUGUACUACCACAGGCCUCUUCACAGUGUGAAAUCUCAAACACUGCUUUGGUGAAAUUUUGUGAGCCCCUUAUCCUUAGAUCCAAAAGGUAUGUUCAUCUUGGCUUGAUUAGUACGUGUCCAUUUAUACCACACUGUGUAGUUCUUUGUGGACCAGUGCAGGGCCUUGUUAAACAACAUGAGGAUGCUUUACAUGGAGCAUUUAAAAUGCUUCGGCAGUUGUUUAAAGACCUUGAUCUAAACUAUAUGACACAAGUCAGUGACCAAAAUUUUACAUCAAGUCCUCCUAUUUAUAAGAAUACUAGAGAAAGUAAUCAAUUACCAGAAAUUGUUAAUGGCUCAAAACAAAGGCCAUAUCAGAGCACUGUUGUAAGGAACAAAGAUGAAGUGGAAAAAACUCAAACAUAUUUAAAAGAAUCUUCAAAUUUGGUAGUUCCAGGUGUAGAAAUAGAAACAUAUGGUCCAUGUUCAACACCAACAGAUACAUACCAGACAGAUGAAAAACUGAGAUGUUUGUCUCCAAACAAAACCAGGAUAAUUGAUGACCAUGAUCUAUUUAUUGAGGGUAAUUCUAAUUCAACAACAGAAAACACUAGAAUAGAAAGUUCUUACGAAAAUUUACAGGUCACAAACAUUGCUGGAAAGGGGUAUAUGUUACCAGUGAGAUAUAAGUCACUGGAGAUCGGUACUUCCCAGAAUUACUGUUUCUCAUCUAUACCAGCAGGUUGUGUUUUGCCAGUGGGUGGUAAUUUUGAGAUUUUGUUACAUUACUAUCUUCUCAACUAUGCCAAAAAAUGCCAGCAGUCAGAAGCAGCCAUGGUUGGUAUGAUAAUAGCUAAUGCACUUUUAGGCAUUCCCAAAAUUCUAUGUAAGUCUAAGAAAGGAAUUCACAGCUUUCCACAAAUGUAUGUAAGCACUCUCCAUGCACUUCAAGCCAAUCAAUCUAUGGUAAGCAGUCAGACAGGUUUGGAAUCAGUAUCUGGUAAAUACCAGUUAAUAACUUCAGUUCUUCAGUGUUUGACCAAAAUUUUAACCAUUGAUUUGGUAAUCAAUAUUAAGAGACAACCUCAGGAAAUUUACAAUUUAGAUUCAGAAGAGGAACUAUAAAAUUGGAGGUUUUUUAUUAACCAAAGUUACAAUCGAACUGAAGUCAUUAAAAGUAAAGCAGUCAUUUGACCUCUGCUUGACAAGUCUAUUCAGUGUAGUUAGGAAGGAAAACAACCUAAUUUAAAAAGUCUUCAGAAGAAGUACACAAAGAGGCCAGCAGACAUUCAGACACAAGCAUUAGACUGUUAUGGAGGAGUUCUGAGGAGGAAGUCUUCCAGAUGAGGGAAGCCAAGAUCUGACUAAGUGUGUUUUCCCCCUCCGUGUCCCCGAGUCUCACCUCUGUGCUAGUCUAUGUGUUGUGGUAGGGUGUUUCUUUAAAGCCCGUUCUCUUUACUUUUCUGUAUCUUCUCACUCUUCAUCUUUUCUCCCUCACCUUUCUGUAUUCAGUUCAUAGAAUCGUUGAAUCUCAGAUUUGGAUGGGGUCUGGAAAUGCCAUCCUAUUUUAGUUGUCUAUAAUACAAAUCAUAUUAUUUGUUUCAUUUAAAAUAAUUUAUUUCCCCUACUCAUAAUUUCUAAACCAAUGAGUAAAAAGUCGAUUUUUUUCCUUAAAAAGCAUAUAAAUUAAAUAGGUUUUUACUUUAUGUGGCCCUUAUUUCCAUUUCAUUUGGAAAAACCUGAAGGGAUUCUCAGCAUCCAUUCUCUAUUGAAUAUAUGUUACCAAAAAUAUGACUGUACAUUGUGAACUUACUUUCUUUUCUGUAGUUAAAAGUUAAUUCCAGAAAGGUUAUGAAAUUCACACUUUAAUUUUCUCUUGGUCCCUAAGAACUUGUAAAAAUAAUUCAUGUAUUUGCUGUUUUUUUCUUGUAUUUGGUACAUAGCCAGAAUUCAAUAGUAACAGAUAAUUUAAGACUUAUUUAUUUCUAAUGCAAAUUUCAAAAUGUUUGUAAUUUUUAAAGGUUUAUAAAUACAAAUAAUACUUUGCAUCUACCCACAGAUAAUUUCAUUUUUAUAAGGUUUAUGCCAUAUGAUAACAUUUCAUUUCUCUGACUAUGAAGAGAAUAAAUACCUCUAUUUAUUAUAUGAACUCAUAGAUACAUGAACCUACUGUAAAGUUGUAUAUAAUUUUUCCUUUUACUUUUUUUAAUUGCCUGUCAGGUCAUUUGAUAAUCUUGCUUUAUUUUUGUUGUUGUUUUUUAAAUACCCCUCCAUCACUGAAGGCAUUUGAAGACUUUUGCAGACAUGCCUAGUGACUUGCAUACUAUAGGUGUUUUAUAACUAUAAAUAGUUACUGGUUCAGGAGUCCCUUUGUAAGCUGAGACUGAGUCUGUAUGUUUGGCAUCUGGUCUAAUAUCUGGCACACAAUAGUAACCAAUAAAUGUUGAGGAACUGUU
Molecule: messenger RNA, 4893 nt
Organism: Hipposideros armiger (great roundleaf bat)
Lineage: Eukaryota; Metazoa; Chordata; Mammalia; Chiroptera; Hipposideridae
Gene: BBS10
Product: Bardet-Biedl syndrome 10
Exons: 2
Coding region: 1412-3562 (716 amino acids)
Biological process (GO): chaperone-mediated protein complex assembly
Molecular function (GO): ATP binding
Source: RefSeq, a predicted model, not a curated record